AUGGCGCGAUAUGGCAUCCGCUUCAUUCUUCUGUUUGAGGAUGCUGAGGCUCUCGCAGACUACACAGAGAGUCUGCUCCAUUUUCAAGAUCACUUCUACCAGAAGGAGAUGAAGUUGCAGGAUGAGGUCGACCAGCAGAAGAAAGCACUGUUAACCCUGCAGGACAAGCACAACUUGGUGGUAAUGCAGAAAAACAGUCUGCUGUCUCAGCUCCAGACCGAGCUCGAGAAGACUCAGGCCGAAGCUCUCACAUGGGAACAAAAGUGGAACCACAUUCAGGAAACAGCUGCAAAGAAGACACUACAACUGGGAAAGAUUAAGAUGGCGAUACUAAACCUCUAUGAAAUGACAGCAGGUGCCAUAGGAGAAAAGGAAGGAGUUGAUAUGAAUGACACAGAGACGCAGCUGAACAAGCUGCAGAUGUUCUCUGAGGAUGAAAAUGACAUACUGAAACAAUAUCAAGCCAGACUUCAAGCCAGCGAUGGAAAGAAGCCAAACACGAACAAAGGGAACACGAAACCCAGGAAAAAAUGAACGCAUAUUCCGUUUCUUGGCAUACCGAAUCAUUUAUUACUUCAAAUAAAGGUUGAAAAUGUUGAGGUU
Molecule: messenger RNA, 603 nt
Organism: Neolamprologus brichardi
Lineage: Eukaryota; Metazoa; Chordata; Actinopteri; Cichliformes; Cichlidae
Source: RefSeq, a predicted model, not a curated record